This is a messenger RNA of Oldenlandia corymbosa var. corymbosa, 5229 nucleotides long. The record is from the annotation of a GenBank genome assembly. Lineage: Eukaryota; Viridiplantae; Streptophyta; Magnoliopsida; Gentianales; Rubiaceae.
UCGCCUCUCUAUACGUUUACUCAUUUGUUGCGUGUAACAGAAACCAAAAAAACUGGCUAGCACCAAACUAAAACAACAAUCAAAUCAGUAAAAGGGGACCAAUUUCAAACCUCUGAACUUUUGGGAUUGGCUAGCCAGAAAUGAAAACAAUAUGGGCAAGGGCAAACGUAAAACUUCCUUAAGAUUCUUGAAAUGUCUCUCUGUUUCCCUAAUGGCCUAAUCAGUACGGCAAGAACACGCCUUUCAGUUUUCUUGCAUUGAUCAUUUGCGUAGCUUCGCAUAGCUGUAAGAUAUAAAAAAAAGAAAAUGCCAUAGCUUUAUGGUGUUUUUUCCUGCUGUUUUUUUUCAGGAAUGGUCAGUUCUUCAUCUUCUUCAAUUCAAUCUGAUUUAAUCAUGCUCACUGAUCAAUAUGCUUCAUUCAAUCAUGAUCUAAAAACAACACUCCUUCCCUUGACCCCAACAUCAGUCUUAACUUGCCGGUUUUCACCCUUCCUUCCUUCUCCCAACAUGAUAUUGAAAUAAUCAGGUGAUGCAAAAGGGAUUCUUUGCAUUCAUUGGCAUGGCGGAUGAGAAAAGCAAUUUGUAGAAGGAACUCCAAAAAAUAAGAGAAGCACAUUGUAUUAUUUUGAGGAACUCUUUUAGGAAUCAGCAUACAUAAAAUCUGACAACUUUACAAAUAUUCUCUUCACGGUUUGUCUCUUAGGUUGAUUCUAUGCCUUCAUUAUGCAUACAAACAGAUAAUGACAUAACAAAGAUCCUUCUCAUAUCACCAUUCAAGCUUGUGGAAAUCUCUUUUUAGAAGAGAUUUUUGAGAUCUAAAAUAAUGUUUUCUUCUUCAAAUCAUAUGUUAUCAUAUUUUCAACAUCAAAGGCAAACACAUGAAGGAUUUUCUCUAAAAGCUUCUUCCAUUUCAUCAGCGAGGUGGUUGUAUCACACAGACACAAACAGACCAUUCUAACUUAAAGUACAUAACAGCAGAAAUCUCAAAAGUUUGAUUUUAACACUUUAUCAUGCUUCUAAUUAUGUAAACAAAUUCCACCAGGUAUAAUUGGGUUUCAGCUCUUUAUAGGACCAAAUUCAGAAGUUGCUAACAAAGUUACUAACAAAUCCUCGAAGACCUCUAUACAAAGCAGCAUAUAUACAUUCUGUCAUGGAAAGCCACAAACAAAUGCUUUUGUUAUUUUAAAUCAACCUGCAGCUUAAUUGACAUGUACAACAGGGUAAGAAGAGCACCUUGGGGAAGCGGAACGAACCUAGCAAGAUUUGAAACGAACCACAUGGAUACAACUACUAAAGCAACAAUGCCACUACUAGUUUUCCCACAUACCCAACUUGAAAACGAAAGGCACAAUGUUAGCAUAAUGCCACCAGUUCCUCCUAAUAUCCAGGCGAUUAAGUAACCAAUCUUAUAUCCACCAUCCAGCUUUUGGUCAAGAAAAGCCAUAAUGCUGCUAAAGGUGAGAGAUAAACGUAUUCCAACGGUGUGCAUAAGGAACAACGUAAGUAAGGCCGAUUGAAGCACUUCGGUGAAUGGGCCUCUCUCUUCAUCAUCAUCAGACUCUUCUUGUUCUUCUUCAACAGAAAAGGAAUAUCCUUUCUCGUUUUUUGAUCGAUUGUGCUGCCAGUAAUUUUCCCGCUGCAUUUUUUGCCUCACAUAAGCCCAUCUAUAGAUCCGUAGCUGAUCUUCAUAUUCAGGGCUGUAGUUCCAGUCACUACCUGGAUGAUGCUUCGCACUAUCUGAUUGAUAUCGAAGGGCUCGAUCAUACUGGUUUCUGGUAGCUUCAUUUGAUAGUAUCUGCAAGAGUAUAAUUCAACUACAUAAGUUCAAGUCUAAUGUAGCAGCUUCUAAAUUAAGCCCUUAAAGAGUGGAGCAAAGAAGUAGCUCUCAAGUUCCGUAGGAGCUUGUUUUACACGCCAUUUUCUGAAGAGUGAAUUGAGUUAAGUUUCAAAACAUGAGAGAAUUCCAUAGGCGAUGAAGACACUUUUUGGUCAUUCUGUUCAUGUUCCUGUUCCUGUCCUUUUACCCGCUCAAAUUGAAAAUUGAAUUUUAGACUGAAAAUAGUCAUAGCAGAGAGAAUCAGCUAUUUCUGAUUUAAAAUUCAAACAUGUGGAGCAAGAUUGUCCUAAAAUUCAAACAUGCGUAAAAAGGACAGAUUUCUUAAUAACCAUUGAUUGUGAUAUAGGACCUAUAAUUGUAACUGCAGAACUUUAGAAUAUAAAACAAAUGAUAAGGCCAAGGAGGGGCAUAACUCACUUCAUAAGCAAGACGGAUGCUCUUGAAUGUCUCAUGUGCUCCUGCAUCCUUGCUGACAUCAGGAUGAUACUGCAGCAGCAAUCACAACACAAGGUUAGAAGUAACAAAACCCAGUUAAAUCAACCCAGUUAAAUCGAAGUGAUCGUGCAUGCUGUAUAUAGAAAGAAUUUAGACAUAAAGAAGAUAUAAAAGGAGCAAAUGACAUGUUAGAGAACCUUAAAUGUAAGACCACCAAGAGAUUCUAAAACAUAAAAAUAAUGUUUCUUGAAGAAAGACCAAAAAAUAAAGUAAAAUCUGGACCUCUUGCAUUUGAUACAACCAAGAAAACAUAGAUCUUCAAGUUAUCAUCCAUAUAAUCUUAGAAACAUACUUUAUACAUAGUGAGCUGAAAUCUUUUCAUAAAAUUCACCCAUUUCUUUGCCCACCAAAAUUGUCUGGCACCUGAUAUAAACUAUGAUAACAGUCAUUGCAACAAAGGAGAGUUUUUCCGUCAGUUUAUCAACAAAACUGACAGUACGAAAGAGAAUGUUUACAAAGAUUGAAACUUUAUUCACUAAGUUGCACCUCAUCAAAUUACAUUGAGCAAUGAUAUACAAAUGCAUGGCUUCCCCUUCUCUAACUUUACUUUCCCUUCUCUGAUAAAUGUAUCAGUAACAGCUAGAGACAGUAAAAAAAAUUAUAAAUAUAUGUGUUCCCAAAAAUUGAAAUUUUAAUCAUUAUCAUUUAUCGUACAUCGCCAAAUCAAAAUAUGUCAACCAUCAAACCUAAUUAUCAAUUUUCAUAUUAAUUCAGGAAUUAAGGGGUUCAUGCAACAAAGAUUUAAUUAUAAUGUAUUGAGGGAACAUGCCUACCUUGAGAGCUAGAAGGCGAUAGGCCUUUUUGAUAUCGGUCGGAGAAGCAUCGGAUGCCAGGCCCAGCACCGUAUAGUGGUUCUGCUUCCGCCCACUGACACCGCCACCGCCUCCGGCAGUGGCUGAACAAGAUGGCACACCACGACUGCUACUGUGAUGAAAAUGUGGCCAGCAAGAUGAGUGAGAGUACCGAUGGGCACAGAGAGAGAAGGCGGUGGUGGAGGCAGAGGUUCCUCCUCCGCCGCCGCCGCCGUCGAUGGCAGCUGUGGGCCCCAACCAGAUGUAAGCUUGCAUCAGCUUAGGCAAUAUAGUUGUGUCUUUUUUGAGGACUAAUUUGAGGAGAAGAUGAGUAAGUGUUAAAAACGCUAAAAAACAUAAAAAUGGACCAAGAAAAAACAGAAAGGGGUGGAAAAUGGAAAAUUAUGAAAUAACCCCUAAACUAUAUGGAAUUAGCGCGAGUUGACGAUGAAUGAUGGCCGUAUCUUGCAGGACAAAGACAAACCGAAUGAACGCAAUGAAGUCAGACUCAUCACUUCUUCUCCUCAAGUUAUGGAAAAAGUGGAAGGAAAAGCCUAAAAAAAGCCAACAACACACUCUCCCUAAAUCACGUCCACAUUCACACCAGACAAAAACUCGCUCUUUCCUUUGAAUCUUUCCAACAUCCCCCGACGAAAAAAAACACUUUCUGUUGAUUUUGUCUUAAGACCCCAUCAUUUUUAUCGAAAUCCUUAUUUCAGGAACUCCCUCUUCUUCAUCAGUAGGACGCUAAAAUUCUUCUUCUCUUUCGGGGAUUCUUCUGCCUGCCAUUUCUGUCGAGCUUCCCAGGUUUGUUAGGGGAAAAAAUUGUUGUUGCUUUCGUCCUGAUGACGACAUUGGGUAAUUCAGCAAAUAUCUUCUGGCAUGAGUGUCCAGUUGGGCAGACAGAAAGGCAAAAACUUCUCAACCAAAAGGGAUGUGUCGUAUGGAUAACGGGGCUGAGUGGAUCAGGUAAAAGCACACUUGCAUGCACCCUUGGAAGAGAGUUGCAUUCUAAGGGAAAACUUUCUUAUGUUCUUGACGGGGACAAUCUUCGCCAUGGUUUAAAUAAAAAUCUUGGUUUUAGUCCAGAGGAUCGGGCGGAAAAUAUACGUAGGGUUGGGGAAGUUGCCAAGCUUUUUGCCGAUGCUGGCUUGAUUUGUGUGGCCAGCUUGAUAUCUCCAUACAGAAAAGACCGAGAUUCUUGUCGUGCCUUAUUGCCCAAUGCCAACUUUAUUGAGGUUUUUAUGAACAUGCCUCUUUCUUUGUGCGAAGGACGAGACCCCAAGGGCCUUUACAAACUUGCCAGAGCUGGGAAGAUCAAAGGUUUUACCGGGAUCGAUGAUCCUUAUGAACCUCCUUUAAAUUGUGAGAUUGAGAUAACACAGAAAAGUGGAGUUUGUCCUGCUCCAUGUGAGAUGGCUGGCCAAGUGGUGUCAUAUUUGGAGGAUAGAGGAUUUUUACAUGCCUAAUUAGUGAUGGAUGGAGUACCUUCAUUUAUUUUUCAAGCAAAAAAAGAGAUAAUAGUACUGUGUUCUGGUUUAGUCUUGAUUUUAGUAUAUCCAAUUACAUAGAAUGAUUGUGAGUUCUCAACACUGUUGAGCGCUCGUGCAUGUCCUGAUGCUUUACAGGUCUAGACACAUGACUUUCUUAAAACUUCUUUUUUCCUCUUAAAGCUAUAGAAUGGUAGGACAUAAGGUGUUAUUGUCUCGGAGUAGAUGUGAUUUGUAGGGGUAGGGAAAUUGGUGCCGUGUGCGUUUCAAAAGCAUUUUCAAUAAUGUAGUUUCUUGUAAUGUUUGUUCGGGUUUCAUAAUUGUUGAGGUCAGCUUUUAUCUACCUGAGCAGCUGCAGCAUUCAAUACUUUGUGAAGAAUGCCAAGGAAUGAAGAAGGCAAAGUAAGCGAAAAACCUUCCCCAGGUUGUGAUGUCUUGUGGAAGUCUGGUAGUUACUCUAGGCAGAAUUCUGUGUUUCAGUAUACUGGGAAUUGUUAAUAUCACAAAGCCCUAUCUUUCUUUUGAAGAUGUACCAACUCUGCAAUUUUGAGUGGCAAUUUGUUAUGAUACACUUGAAUUGAAACUUGAAAAGACUCCAAAAACUGCUUGUGUUUCC